GACUUGGGAAACGAAACAUGCUGUUAUUCUGAAUGAAAAUCGAAAAAUAGUCCCUAGGAAACUCCAAUGCCCUCUCUGUGAAACUGCGGAAUGACAGAAGAAAUGUAAUAGUUUUUUAAACUUAAAAAAAACGUGGAAAGGAAUAAAUAAUAAUGUUGGGGACUAAGCAUCUUGUAAAUCUGACCACAAGUGAAAUAAUCAAUUAUACGAAAUACCAAACUGUACGAUGGCGGAAGCCGCUUUGGAUGGGUACUGCUAAAAGCAAAAAAUUUAAAGUUCCGGCGAGGCCAGUAAUUCCAAAAGAUGAACAUUCAGAACUGAUGAGACUUCAUAAUAAUUAUCGUACACAAAUCAAUUCACUAAAAAAGUUUUUGUAUUCUAAGCACAAUAUACGAUAUCUAGCAAGCGCUGAUCCAGAGGAACAAAGACGAGGGUUUGAGAAAGAUUACGAACAUUGCACUGAAGUAAAUGAUGACUGGAACCGAAAGCAACAAAUACUAAGGGAAAAAUACUUUGCCGAUAGACUGCAGGAAGAGAUAACUUUCGCUGAGAAAAGAAUUGAGACAGAACUUAUCAAUGCUGAGAAAAGAUUUGAAGAAUUUGAAGAAAUCGUUAGAAAGGAAAAAGCAAACUCGAAGUAUUUUAUCCUUGAAGAAAAUUUAGAUGAAGCAAUAGAAAAUGCUUUGGCAAAUCAAGUAGAUUAUAAUUAUGCCUUGGAAUUGAAUGGAGACAAAUUUCUAGGAAGAGAACAUGUUUUCAAAGAGGCUAAAGAAGAAUUUAGUGCAAAACAGUAGGUGAUUUGUAUUUUUGAAAAUAAAUAGAUUUUUUACAUUA
Leptinotarsa decemlineata (Colorado potato beetle) is the source of this 834-nucleotide messenger RNA. It is a transcript of the gene mRpS26, whose product is annotated as mitochondrial ribosomal protein S26. The record is from RefSeq and is a predicted model, not a curated record. Gene Ontology annotation, cellular component: mitochondrial small ribosomal subunit. Lineage: Eukaryota; Metazoa; Arthropoda; Insecta; Coleoptera; Chrysomelidae.